ACCGGAAGCGCGGCCGAGCCCGUUGCCGUGACAGCGGGCUCGGGGCCGCCAUGGAGGCCGCGCUCACCGACAUGUAUGACCAGGCGCUGCUGGGCAUCCUGCAGCACGUCGGUAACGUGGAGGAGUUUCUGCGCGUCCUCUUCGGCUUCCUCUACCGCAAGACCGACUUCUACCGGCUCCUGCUGCGGCCCGGGGACCGCCUGGGCUUCCCGCCCGGCGCGGCACAGGCCAUGGCCCUGCAGGCAUUCCAAGUGUUUGAGCGGAUGGCCAGGCAGGAUGAUGAGAAGAGGCGCCGGGAGCUGGAGGCAAAGCUGAGGAAGAAGGAGGAGGAGGAGGAGGCAGCUGCAGCUGCCGAGAGGGUGAAGCUGUGCCCUGCAGCUCAGGAGGUUGAGGUGGAGACAACGGAGCACAUCCCAGCACCAGAUGUCGGGGGAGCUGUGGGCACACAGGAAUCAGCUGCAGCCCAGGGUGCCGCAGCCCCCAGCUCUGUGUCAGUGGAGCCUCUGGGGGCUGCUGCCCCAGCAGAGUUGCUGACGAGACAGGAACAGUUCCAGACAAACCCUGACAGCUACAAUGGAGCUGUGCGAGAGAAUUACACCUGGUCCCAAGACUACAGCGACCUGGAAAUUAAAGUGCCUGUGCCCAAGCACAUCGUCAAAGGCAAACAGGUAUCUGUGGAUAUCAGCAGUGGCACAAUUCGCGUAGCGGUGCUGGAGGGGAGCAGCCAGCAUGUCCUCAUGGAAGGGAAACUCACCCACAAGAUCAAUACGGAGAGUUCCCUGUGGAGCCUGGAGCCCGGGAAGUGCAUUUUGAUCAACCUGAACAAGGGGGACGAGUACUGGUGGAAUGCUAUCCUGGAGGGCGAGGAGCAGAUCGACAUUGACAAGAUCAACAAAGAGCGCUCCAUGGCCACAGUGGAUGAGGAGGAGCAUGCUGUGCUCGACCGUCUCACCUUUGACUACCACCAGAAGCUGCAGGGCAAGCCCCAGAGCCACGAGCUGAAGGUGCACGAGAUGCUAAAGAAGGGCUGGGACACCGAGGGCUCCCCAUUCCGUGGCCAGAAGUUCGACCCCUCCAUGUUCAACAUCUCCCCUGGUGCCGUCCAGUUUUGACGGUGGCAAAAACAACUGAAAAACGAAGCAGGGAGAGGAGAAACCUCCCGGAUGCCCACUGGGACUCUCACACUCCGUGCCGGUGCCCAUGACCCGCUGCUCCAUGCUGCCAGCACCCAUACAUGCGGGGAAGCCAGGUGCGGGCAGAUUUACAUCCUGUCACCACGGCAACCCGGGCGCCGAGACCCCUCUCCUCCCCUGCCUCCCCUUGCCUCGAGCUGCCGAUGCUCUGUGUUUUUCCAGAAUAGACGGAGCAUGUUGGGUGACAUAAUUAUUAUUUUUGGUGGAUGAGUAUGCUGCUUUUGGGUUUUCUGGGGGUGUGGAGCCCUCCCCACCCUGACUCUGGGCAGCUUUGCCCCUCAUGGGCAGGGCUGGGUGCUGGGUACGGGCAGCAGGGAUGAAGGGACACAUGGGGGAGCCUUCCCCUGCCCUGCACCCUGCCUGCACUCUGCCUGCACCCUCCCCACCUGGCACCCCCAAAUCCCCUUGCCAACCCUGCUCUGGGGUCUCCCAUGGUGGCUGUGCUGCCCUUGCCCCCUGCCCAGCCCCGGGAGAGUCUUCCUCCUGGUUUCCCCCCAACCCCAUCACUGGAGGGUGGUCAAGGCACCCUGGGGUGGGCAGAGACCCCAGCCAGACUGUAGGGUUUGCUUCCCCUUCCCCAGGGGUCAGCAGGGAGCAAUGGGGGUGUCCAUCACAGCACUGGGGUUCGGGGGUGGCUACAGACCCACCCCUUGUAGCCAGCAGCCCACCCCUCCAGCUAGUGGGCAGGAGCCCCAGGAACAUGGGCUUCCCUGGCAUGGUACUUUGGGGUCUGAGAGGGGGGAUGUGGCAGCCCUGGCUCCCCCCAGGCCCGGCCUGGCUCUUGCAACUUCCCACUGCCCCUCCCACCCUGGGAUAGGUAGGCUGGGAGUCCCCUGCUGUCGCCCUGUCCCUCCAUUCACCCCACCCCCAGUUUGCAAUAAACAGAUUUCUCACGGGGG
Lepidothrix coronata (blue-crowned manakin) is the source of this 2092-nucleotide messenger RNA. RefSeq names its product NudC domain containing 3 (gene NUDCD3). Bases 51 to 1112 code for a protein of 353 amino acids. The record is from RefSeq and is a predicted model, not a curated record. The transcript has 6 exons. NCBI's taxonomy places the organism in Eukaryota, Metazoa, Chordata, Aves, Passeriformes, Pipridae. Gene Ontology annotation, biological process: protein folding. Gene Ontology annotation, cellular component: cytoplasm.